Molecule: messenger RNA, 1643 nt
Organism: Mangifera indica (mango)
Lineage: Eukaryota; Viridiplantae; Streptophyta; Magnoliopsida; Sapindales; Anacardiaceae
Product: probable cysteine protease RD21B
Exons: 5
Coding region: 15-1421 (468 amino acids)
Cellular component (GO): lysosome
Molecular function (GO): cysteine-type endopeptidase activity
Source: RefSeq, a predicted model, not a curated record
CUCAUGGUAUCUCAAUGGCCUGCGCCAAAGAAGUUUGGGUUUUCGCUCUUUUGAGCAUGUUGUUUACGUUGUCUUUGGCCAUGGACAUGUCCAUCAUCGACUACGAUCGCAAGCAUGGCCAGCCAAUCAACAGGACAGAAACCGAGUUAAGGAUGAUAUACGAGAGGUGGAUGAUGAAACAUCGGAAGAACUACAAUGCGUUGGGUGAGAGGGACAGACGUUUUGAGAUCUUUAAGGAUAAUUUAAGGUUUGUUGAUGAACAUAACGCUGUUGACAAGACGUAUAAAGUGGGGUUGAAUAAGUUUGCGGAUUUAAGUAAUGAAGAAUUCAAGGCGAUGUAUUUGGGUGCCAAGAAAGAUGGCAGGGGUGAGAGGGAGGCCAAGAGUGAGAGGUACUUGCAUAAGGUUGGAGAUGAGAUGCCUGAGUCUGUGGAUUGGAGAGAAAAAGGUGCUGUCGCUCCUGUCAAGGAUCAAGGCCCAUGUGGCAGUUGCUGGGCCUUUUCGACGGUGGCUGCAGUAGAAGGAAUCAACCAGAUUGUAACAGGAGAUUUAAUCUCUUUGUCAGAGCAGGAGCUUGUGGAUUGUGACCGAUCAUACAACCAGGGAUGCAAUGGAGGUCUCAUGGACUACGCCUUUGAAUUUAUUAUCGAUAAUGGUGGCAUUGACACACAACAGGAUUACCCUUACAAGGCUACCGAAACAAUGUGUGAUCCAAACAGAAAAAAUGCUCGUGUUGUUACUAUUGAUGGAUACGAAAAUGUUCCUAGAAAUGAUGAGAAAUCCUUGCAGAAGGCUGUGGCACAUCAACCUGUUAGCGUUGCCAUUGAAGCUGGUGGCAGGGCUUUCCAACUCUACCAAUCGGGUGUAUUCACUGGAAAUUGCGGUACACAAUUGGAUCAUGGUGUGGUUGCUGUUGGAUAUGGCACAGAAAAUGAUGUGGACUACUGGCUUGUGAGGAAUUCAUGGGGUUCAAACUGGGGAGAAAAUGGUUACAUCAAGAUGGAGCGCAAUGUUAACAGUCCAAGUGGCAAGUGUGGCAUAGCAACGGAGGCUUCAUAUCCCAUUAAGAAAGGCCAGAAUCCCCCAAAUCCAGGCCCCUCUCCUCCAUCUCCUGCAACUCCCCCAAGCCGCACUCAUGUUUGCGACGACUACUACUCAUGCCCGGACGGAAGCACUUGCUGCUGCCUGUAUCAAUAUGGCGACUUCUGCUUUGGCUGGGGAUGCUGCCCUUAUGAAUCCGCAACCUGCUGCAACGACCACCUCAGCUGCUGCCCCGAGGACUACCCAGUGUGUGAUAUCAAUGCUGGAACUUGCCUAAUGAGCGCCAACAGUCCCUUGGCAGUAAAAGCUUUGAAGCAAAUUCCCGCUACAAGAAUCAGAGCUCAUCCACUGGCUGACAAGAAGAACAAUAAUAGUCAUUAGAGUAUCCUGGCAGUCAAUGUGGGUCGGAAGGAAAACUAAAGAAUGGUGUAAAUUUUGUUUGAUAAUAUGAUUAUUGUAGAUAAGUUUCAAUAUACAUUGUCAAAUAGAUAGAUAGCAAGCAACUGUUGUCAAAUAGGAAGAAAGGAAUCAUUUUCUUUUGGCUCAGUUGUGUAUACAUAAUUUCAGUUAUUAAUUUAAUGAACUCUCAGCAUUUGAUUUAAA